GUAGUUACGUGAUCGAUGAAAAAGUGGUAACAAUACCAACAAGACGAACUUAAAAAAACUUUGCUAAAAUGUCUCUUCUAUAUACCCGACCAACUAUCCAGACGGAAAUCCCGGCGGAAAUCAGAGAGCAUUAUACCACCACGAAUUCUACUUAUGGAUUAGCCUGGGAGCAUGAUAAAAUACAGGACACAAGGGACUUUGAAUAUCGUCCCUUUAGGCCAAUUGCUCAUCAUAGCUACUGCACGACAGCAAAGAAGGAGAAUCUUCCAAAGGAUUUAGGAGCAUUAUGCCUAAGUCAUAAUCCAGAGGAACCGUGUGGUAUUAUGACCAUGUCAAAUGUGCCGACAAACACAAGAGGAGAAUUUACCAAUAUCCGUAAUGACUUAUACGGAAAUGACCAAGGACCUUGGUCAAAUGCAAUGUUUAAUACGGAUGGUGCGAUUAUUGAGCGACCUCUUGGAACUUAUUCCAAUUUACAGGGCGGCUGGUCAAGAUUAGGCAGCAGUACUUAUGAUGUAAUGCAUGCUCCCGGUAGUUGGUGUCAUCGUUGGGGAACGUUGUGUGAAGAACCUCCGGCUGUAAGAGAACUAAGAGAUCAUAAAAACGUUGACCCGAGGGAUAAUUGGGUACCGAAAGAUCCAAGACCACAAAAUCAAAGAUAUCAUUGA
This is a messenger RNA of Dimorphilus gyrociliatus, 668 nucleotides long. NCBI's taxonomy places the organism in Eukaryota, Metazoa, Annelida, Polychaeta, Dinophilidae. The record is from the annotation of a GenBank genome assembly.